Zingiber officinale is the source of this 484-nucleotide messenger RNA. Its product is annotated as 40S ribosomal protein S29-like. The record is from RefSeq and is a predicted model, not a curated record. Gene Ontology annotation, molecular function: zinc ion binding; structural constituent of ribosome. Gene Ontology annotation, cellular component: ribosome; cytosolic small ribosomal subunit. Gene Ontology annotation, biological process: translation. NCBI's taxonomy places the organism in Eukaryota, Viridiplantae, Streptophyta, Magnoliopsida, Zingiberales, Zingiberaceae. The transcript has 3 exons. Bases 140 to 310 code for a protein of 56 amino acids.
CCGACCUUGUAAGGGAAUUUGGUCUCCGAAACCUAGGGUUUAGCCUCCCACCUUUAAAUUCCUCUCAUACGUUUUCCGUCGCCGUUUGUGUUUCCGGGUUUAGGGUUUUACUCUGCGAUUCUAGCGAGGUUUGUCAGAGAUGGGGCACUCGGACGUCUGCAACUCCCAUCCCGAGAACAAUGGCCAUGGAUCCCGGGAUUGCCGUGUUUGUGGCAAUUCUCAUGCAAUCAUAAGGAAGUAUGGCCUCAUGUGCUGCAGGCAAUGUUUUCGCACCAUAGCCAAAGCAAUUGGUUUUGUUAAGAAUAACUGAAGAACGAUGUCCCGGAUGGCUAAUCAACAAUAUGAAUCUAACAUGAGCUGCAAGAUUUUAGUUUUAACAAUCUUUAGUUUUUCAUUUUAUGACCUAAAGUAUUUUUGAGGGUUUGAACAAUGUUUUCUGAUUAAUGCUUUCCAUUUUGAUUUAAUAUUUGGUGGAAUGUAAGUA